AUGAGUGCGGAGCAAGUUUUUAAAGACACCUCGGCAAUCUAUGCCAGACUCUUCGAUCACCGAGCAGCAAUUCAUGGUGAAGUAAACCAUCUAAUCAAAGAGCUUGAGAUAAAACGCAACGAUCGUGAACUAAUGCUGCUCAAUAAAUGCCACGAGAAAACUAGGCAUGUUCAAAUCCAAUUACACCCUGAAUGCGUGCAAUAUCUUCAACAUCAAAUUGAGAGCGCAGCUGAAAAGAUAAAUGAUUUAACACAAAACUUAUCAGAAAUGAUAAAGAAAGAUUCGAGUGAAGAAGUAACAGAGACCAGGCCACGAAGUGAAAGUGUAGCGGACGAGUUUGCUGCAGAAUGGGAUGAAUUUAUGAGAGAAAUGAAUGAAAAAUGCCAAAAAGUCGAUAAUGAAUAUAACGAAAAGAUGAAACAUUUAUCAGAUGACUUUUCUGAAUUAAAGACUUGA
Messenger RNA from Trichoplax adhaerens, 456 nucleotides. RefSeq lists its product as uncharacterized. Bases 1 to 456 code for a protein of 151 amino acids. Gene Ontology annotation, cellular component: transport vesicle; BLOC-1 complex. Lineage: Eukaryota; Metazoa; Placozoa; Uniplacotomia; Trichoplacea; Trichoplacidae. The record is from RefSeq and is a predicted model, not a curated record. The transcript is spliced from 5 exons.